Crotalus tigris (Tiger rattlesnake) is the source of this 1326-nucleotide messenger RNA. It is a transcript of the gene PARL, whose product is annotated as presenilin associated rhomboid like. Gene Ontology annotation, molecular function: serine-type endopeptidase activity. Bases 110 to 1150 code for a protein of 346 amino acids. Gene Ontology annotation, cellular component: membrane. The record is from RefSeq and is a predicted model, not a curated record. Lineage: Eukaryota; Metazoa; Chordata; Lepidosauria; Squamata; Viperidae. The transcript has 10 exons.
GUUUCCUUUCUCCAACAUGACGCCCUCAGAUGAGUAAGGGCGGCAGCUUCAAGAUGGUAGAUGAUUGUGGCUGCUGACCCGGAACUAUUACUUUGGGAAGGUGAAGAAAAUGGGGUUGAAGUGCUAUACCCGUGUCUGGGUGAAGCAAGAGUUAUGGGGUGGUGGACCGUGGGCUCGCAGGUCUAUUCUGUUUACACAACCAAAAAAUGGAUUCAGAAGACCAGCACUGAAAACUGGCACUAAGCUACACAAAAGCAGUUUGACUCCUCCAGUUAAGGACCUGGAUUUUCAUGAAUCUUCCCGUUCACUAAAGAAGCUAGUAAAACCUUUCUUCUUUACAAUUGGGUUUUCAGGCUGUGCUUUUGGAACAGCUGCUAUUUGGCAAUAUGAACAUCUCAGAACAAAGUUCCAAAACUAUUUUGAAAAUGCUCAAGCAGAUUGGCUGGAUAGAAUACAACCACAGAAAGGACUCCACUUCAGAAAACAGAUUAAUCUUUGGUGGAACAGUCUUAGCAACGGGCAACGGACUGUGUCAGGUAUUAUAGCUGCAAAUGUAGUUGUAUUCUGCUUAUGGCGAAUACCUACUUUGAGCCGGAUAAUGGUCACAUAUUUCACAUCUAACCCAGCUUCUCGAGUUUUGUGUUUUCCCAUGUUGCUAUCCACCUUUAGUCAUUUCUCAUUUCUACAUAUGGUAGCCAACAUGUACGUUUUAUGGAGCUUCUCUACCAGCAUAGUUUCUUUUCUGGGACGUGAGCAAUUCAUGGCAGUAUACCUUUCUGCAGGGGUUUUUUCCACAUUUGUCAGUUACGUCUGUAAAAUGGCCACAGGAAAGUUUGGACCAUCACUCGGAGCUUCAGGGGCUAUAAUGGCUGUCCUUGGAGCAGUAUGUACAAAAAUACCAGAAGCCAAGCUAGCUAUAAUAUUUCUUCCAAUGUUCACAUUUACUGCUGGAAAUGCUUUAAAAGCUAUUAUUGCAUUGGACAGUGUAGGACUUAUUUUGGGUUGGAGGUUUUUUGACCAUGCAUCACAUCUUGGAGGAGUUCUGUUUGGCGUAUGGUAUGUAAUGUAUGGGAAUAAACUAAUAUGGAAUAAUAGAGAACCAGUGGUGAAAGCAUGGCAUACAGUGAAGACAUGGAGACCAAAUAAAUGAAGUGGACUCUUGGCUGCAUUUCAAAAUAUAUUUGCACUGAAAUGAGCACAAGUAUUGGAGACAAAAUAGUGUAUUGAUUAAAUCAUAACUACAUACUAAUUACUCAGAUUGUAAGUUCUAGCCCCACAAUGAAAAUAAAUAUCUUGGUAAAUAAAAUGGUAUAUCUGAAACAAAAA